Drosophila miranda is the source of this 1930-nucleotide messenger RNA. RefSeq lists its product as uncharacterized. Lineage: Eukaryota; Metazoa; Arthropoda; Insecta; Diptera; Drosophilidae. Gene Ontology annotation, biological process: cell surface receptor signaling pathway via JAK-STAT; embryonic development via the syncytial blastoderm. The record is from RefSeq and is a predicted model, not a curated record. Bases 467 to 1615 code for a protein of 382 amino acids. The transcript is spliced from 4 exons.
UUCAGUUCGAAACACGUCCCCCCGUCCGUCUCGGUCUCUGGCGAAAACACAACGCCGACGACGAGAAAGCCACUCUCGGCAUCGGUAUUGGCAUCGGCAUCGAGCCAUCAACUUCGACAUCGAGCCAUCGGGCAGUUCGAUCGGAUCGCCGGGGAAUCAAAUCAAAUCAAAGCAGGCAGUCAAAGGCAGCGCGUCGAAACUUGGUGGCCCAUCCACUUGAAGAGUAUCUCGCAGAUACAGAUACAGAUCAAAAAUUAGGUUCUGCGUGCCGCGUUCCCAGUUACCAGUUACCCGCCUCACCUCUCGAAUUACUAUAAAUACUAUCCAUUUUUUUUUUUUGGUUUAUAUUGCUUUGUGUUGACUCAGUUUUGCGUUGCAUUCUCGAACUUUCCCCAAAACCACCGAAAAGUGACAAGAUUCUGCUAGGGACAUUUCUGCAGAAUCUCCUUCACAUAUAUAUGUGUAAAUGACGACAGCUGCUUGCCCAAUCGACCUCAGCAGCAGCAGCGAUAGCCGAAAGAGCAAAACGGCCAACACGCGUGAAAGAGAAACAACGCUCGGGGAGAGCAGAAGUCGUCUCCACAGAAUCGGCUCGCUGCUGACACUCGCCGUGCUCAUGUACCAGUUGCAGCAGUUCGCCCACCCCGGCAGCGGUGGCAUCGCAGCCGCCCCAACCCCUUCGCCAUCGCUCAAUGCCACAUACCUUGCCCCACCACCAGACCUGCUAAAGCGCCUCCGAAAGCGGCACAAUCUUGGCAAUUUUCGGCAGCGCUUCCAGAGGGAGCUCAACGGCAGCAUCACCCGUGUGGACUGGGAAAACACGUGCGGGGGCAACUGGACGGGACCUGAGGACUGGGUCCGUCCGGCCAAACGCUGCAAAAAGCGGCAGUUGGUUAUCCACGCUCUGCAGAACCAUACGAGGAGCGAGCUGCGAAGCCUGCGGGCAGAGAACAAGGACACGGCCACCACUAAGGCCAUCGAUAUCUCGCAGCAACGCAAGUGGGCUCUGCACAGUGGAACCUACAAGUUUCUGCCACGGCUCAACGCUAGUAGUCCCCAGCUCAACCUGCGCCACGUGCACCGAGAUCUGCAGUUCUACGUGGGGGCCUUCAGCUACCUGCGCCACGCCCAGCUCCACUGGGACUAUUCCAACACCCAGACCGAGAGUGUCAUGUCCGCAGAACUGGGGCGCCUGCGCAAAAGCGCCCGCCGCGUACUUUGCAGUGUUGAGGUGGCCAUCAACGCCACCAACCGUCUGUACGCCAGUAAGGGCAAAAAAAACAGCCGGCGGGCCGUGCCUCUUCUACACAGUAAGAUCUUGAGCCGAGAGCUCAUGGAGAAGCGCCUGCAACAAUUUAAGACGCCACUCGUCCAGCUGCACCACGAGGCGGCACUGGCAGCCCGCUCCCUGCCCGCCGAGCAGCCCAUCCAGUCCGUGCAGCUUGCCGUGGACGCACGCUUCGUCAAAUUCGAGUACGUACAGUACUUGAACAACGCCUGGAAGAUCCUUGCCAGACAGCGCAAGCAGCUCUGCCGGAAUCAGAGACAAAGACAAGGCACCGCCCCUAGGCGGAGGCAGCCCAACCAGGGUCGGGGAAGGACACAGUCGAAUUGAAGACCAAAGGAAGGAGAGAGCAGACAGAAAAAAACAGAACCAGAGAAAGAGAGGGAGCAACCAGAGAAACCUCCGCUCCAUAACGAGGCUCAUUCCACCAUCCCAAGACAUUUUUAUUUAUUUACCAUUCGCUAUUUAUUAAAUCAAAGUCACGAGUCACCAGUCACGAAUCACAAAUCACAAACGAUCCAGUCACAGGCUAUGAAAACUUGAAUAUGGAAAACCUAAGUCCCCGAUCAAACAGAGACAACCAUAGAGAGAAAUAUAUACCUCCCUCCUCUACCACCUACGAUUCUACUUACAUAUACAUAUACA